UUUGAACCUGAGCAGUCCUCCCGGGCAGGUUCCGGUUUGAGGAGCCAUUCUGAGCAGCAGCUCAGGAUCCCCAAGACCUGGGCCCUCUGUUUCUAAGGCAACAUCCUGUGGAAUCUGGCUGCCUGCCUCUCCCCUCCCACCGCCCGCCUGCAGGGGAGCCAGGGGGGCGGAGACAGAGCUGCGCGAUCUCGUUAGAAAAACCAGAGCGCCUUGCGCUAGAGACACAGUGCCCGCCUGGUCCCCCGCCUCGCCUCACCUGGACCCGCCUGGCCCCCUGCCUGCCCUCAGCCAUGGCUGUGCAUCCGCUCUCCUGGCUGCUCCGCUUGGCUGUCCUCUGCCAUCUAGCCCUGCUGCUGGCCGGACAGCACCACAGUGUGGACACAUGCAGCGUCAUAUGCAACGCAAUGGCAAUGACCCGGGAGAUCCCCCUGAGACUCCUAAAGAGCUAUCGACGAACGGAACCAUCUUGCCGCACACCUGCCAUCAUCUUUAAGACCAAAGGGGGCAGGGAGCCCUGUGCGGACCCCAAGGAGGACUGGGUGAAGAAAGCCAUGGAGUAUCUGGACCGCAAGGAGGACCUGGACCCCAAGGCCGCUCGCUUGUCUGGCAACAAGACCGACCCCAGGACCUCCCAGGCCACCAGGGGGACGGACCAGUCUCUGGCCUCAGAGCCCAUGGCCACCGCCACCGCCACCACCACCGUCUCCGCCCCCAGCAGGGAGCCAGUGGCCACAGGCAGCUGGGCCCCCACGCCCAAGAACCCCCAGAGGCUGGGCAUCCUCAGCACCCCCGUCACCGAGGCCACCCGGAGGCAGGCGGUGGGGCUGCUGGCCUUCCUCGGCCUCCUCUUCUGCCUGGGGGUGGGCAUGUUCACCUAUCAGAGGCUCCAGGGCUGUCCGCGCAGCGCCGUGGGGGACAUGGUAGAGGGGCUUCGCUACGUCCCCCGGGGCUGCGGCAGCAACUCGUAUGUCCUGGUGCCAGUGUGAGCGGCCCACCUGCCUGUGUCCAGAUGUUCCACUCAAACAGCUGCCGGGGGUCCCCCAUCCUCACUCCUCCUCUCCCCCAAGGGCUUGGCCCGAGCUGGGAUGAUGGAAGCAGGGAGGCAGUACCCCCCAGGGGGGACUGUCCCCAAUUCCUGGCAGACACAGGGGGCCCCUUGGCCAUCCAUGACCUGCUGGAGGCAGAGGGGGUGGCCUCCGAAACUCACCCCAAUGCCCCCUGAGUCGGAGAACUCUUUUGCUGCUGGCCCCUUAAAGGUUCCCUUUGACACCCUCCCAGCCCCAACAAACGAUUAUUUAUUGAUGUCUCAGCCCCUCCGGCCCAUGCCCCUAAGUAGGUACCACGGUCGUCCCUCCCACAAAUGCGCCUCGGCCAGGCCCUUCUGCACACUCCCUCCGACCUCAUCGCGUCUUGUGGUCCCGCUGCAGUCACCAGUCACCCGGCGGCCUGCGGUGCCAGCCCCCCACCCCCUGUACAGAGCCCACGCCCCAGCCGGGACCUGUCUUUUCCUGCAUGAGGCGGGCGUGGUGUCUGCUGGCGCGGCUCUCAGCGAAGGCUCAGCCGAGUUAGGCUCCGUGGGAACUGGAGACGAAGUCGCCUGGCUGUUUAGACUGCUUCCCUCCUCCGUCUGUGCUGAGCAGGGGGGGGACAUGGACUCUGAACGUGAGGCCCGGGUUCUAGGCCCAGGCCCACCACCAACCUGACGAGGCAUCCGGCCCUUGGCUUCCCCUCUGUGAAAGGACACGAGGACUGCAAAUAUGUGGCAAUGACCUGUACCCCGACGGGCAUCCCUACGUGGCCCAGAGACCCUGCCCCCAGAUCCUGGGUACAGCUUCACCGUCUGCCAUCAACAGGCUAAGUCUCCACCAGCCAGGGAGGCAGGCACUGCCCUGUGACCCAGAGGGCCCGGCAGCCCAGCCCUGCCUGUUGGAGGGAGUCGGCACUGUGGGCCCCAGAGUGGGGGCUGGGCUGCGGUACUUGGGGGGGCAGAGACCAAUCUUAAAGGCCCCUUCCUGACUUGGAGAACAGCCCCUUUCUGUGUCCACCAGGAGUACAGGAACACUGAGAUGGCCCUGGUGACAUGUGCAGGCUCUGGGGAAGGCUGAGGCACUGCCUGGGGGAUGGGGGGGCGGGGGCAGGGCAGGGUCCAGGAAGAAACUGCAGGGAGCAGACACACUCCCUGUUAGGGACUCGAGUCCAGCUUUUGGUCUUUCUACCUGCAGCCCAGGCUCCCCAGCCACCUCUCUGGCUCCCUGUCCGCACGCUAUCUCCUCCCCUCACCUUUGCCCCCACGGCAGGCAGGGCCAGGAAUGUCCAUGACGUUUCCCACGAGCUCAGAAUCCACUGCUGACACCCGCGGUCCCGUGUUUAUUCUGAAAGGAACUCUGCCCUGUGGGGAGGGACCCAGGAGGGGAGAGAAUUGUGUGUGCGGGUGGCGGGUGGGGAGGGGGUUAAGGGGUUCCUUUUGGCCGCUGAGGAUGCAGGCAGGCCUGGGUGAGGCUGGCAGCUGUGGCUGGCCAGCACCCCACCCAGAGCUGGACCUGCAGCCCGCCCCCCUCCUCAGGGUCCCUGAUGGCAGCCCCCUACCUCCCUCUGAUUGUCCCCAAGACUGACCCUUGCCCUCCACCUGAGAAGCCUCCCAGGGGUGGGGCUCCCUCCAGGUACAGGUGACACAUCCCUUUACAGGCGGAUGCUCAGAGGGAGCAGGCAGAGCUCUGGUCCCUAAAGGGAGGGCCGGGCCCGCCCGCACCCCCCUGCUGGACAUGGCACCCCCUGAUGGGGCCUGGCUUGAGUCGGGGGCACUUUUGGGAAAACAGCAGGUCUGAAUGCACUUUUACAGGAUCCUCCCAGCUGGGAGC
Messenger RNA from Myotis davidii, 2858 nucleotides. RefSeq names its product chemokine (C-X3-C motif) ligand 1 (gene CX3CL1). Gene Ontology annotation, cellular component: extracellular region. The coding region runs from base 291 to 986 and encodes 231 amino acids. The transcript is spliced from 4 exons. Gene Ontology annotation, molecular function: CCR chemokine receptor binding; chemokine activity. The record is from RefSeq and is a predicted model, not a curated record. Lineage: Eukaryota; Metazoa; Chordata; Mammalia; Chiroptera; Vespertilionidae. Gene Ontology annotation, biological process: neutrophil chemotaxis; cellular response to interleukin-1; inflammatory response.